AUGUCUAUGUCUAAUGCUGAAUCUAAAGGAACGCCGUACGCUUUAUCUAAUAUUUUCUGCACCAUUCCCUGGCAUAACUGGACAUAUUACCAUAACCCGAAGGGCAAGUGGCCCGAUACCUCGAAGAAUCAGGUAUUCCGUGAGCAAAUUCGUACUCAUAAGGUGACAUUAAAAGAGCUAAUUAAUUGCAGAAAACUGAGAGAGUGGAAUGAAUUAUCGGCAUCAGACGAAGAGCGAAGGUUGCCUUAUCAAAGGUUACCUCGUAAAGCCUGUUCUUGUUCGAAAGCCUCAAAGAGUGCCUUGAAAUUGCCAGCUCCGAAUCCGUCAAAAUUGUUCCGUUGA
Molecule: messenger RNA, 342 nt
Organism: Trichophyton rubrum CBS 118892
Lineage: Eukaryota; Fungi; Ascomycota; Eurotiomycetes; Onygenales; Arthrodermataceae
Exons: 1
Coding region: 1-342 (113 amino acids)
Source: RefSeq, a predicted model, not a curated record